Alligator mississippiensis (American alligator) is the source of this 3357-nucleotide messenger RNA. It is a transcript of the gene MAP3K10, whose product is annotated as mitogen-activated protein kinase kinase kinase 10. The transcript is spliced from 10 exons. Lineage: Eukaryota; Metazoa; Chordata; Crocodylia; Alligatoridae. The record is from RefSeq and is a predicted model, not a curated record. Bases 267 to 2900 code for a protein of 877 amino acids. Gene Ontology annotation, molecular function: ATP binding; JUN kinase kinase kinase activity; protein binding. Gene Ontology annotation, biological process: positive regulation of apoptotic process; protein phosphorylation.
CCGGAGCGGUUGGCAGGGGGUAGCAUCUGCAGUGCAGCGGGCAGGGGCAGGGGGUAGCAUCCCCGGAGCGGUUGGCAGGGGGUAACAUCCGCAGUGCAGCGGGCAGGGGGUAGCAUCCCUGGAGCUGUUGGCAGGGGCAAGGGGUAGCAUCCCCGCUGCCCCCGGCUGGCGAGGGCCAUCUCCCCAGGCGCGGUGCCGGACCAUGCGCGGCAAGCAGGCCCGCACGCCGCGGGCCCCGACGCCGCUCUGAGCCCGGGCAGCGUGGCAUGGCGGAGGACGGCGAGGCCUGGCCGGCGCCCGCGGAGGGCCCGGUGUGGACGGCCGUGUUCGACUACGAGGCGGCGGGCGAGGAGGAGCUGACGCUGCGGCGCGGCGACCGCGUGGAGCUGCUGUCGCGGGACGCCCAGGUCUCGGGCGACGAGGGCUGGUGGACGGGCCGGCUGGGCGGCCGCGUGGGCGUCUUCCCCGGGGCCUACGUGGCCAGCGGGCCGCCCGAGAUCCCCUUCGAGGAGCUGCAGCUGGACGAGAUCAUCGGCGUGGGCGGCUUCGGCAAGGUGUACAAGGGCGCGUGGCGCGGGCGCGAGGUGGCCGUCAAGGCGGCGCGCCACGAGCCGGGCGAGGAGGCGGGCGCCGCGGCCGAGAGCGUGCGGCAGGAGGCACGGCUCUUCGCCCUGCUGCGCCACCCCAACAUCAUCGCCCUGCGCGCCGUGUGCCUCAGCCCCCCGCACCUCUGCCUGGUCAUGGAGUACGCCCGCGGCGGCCCGCUCAGCCGUGCGCUGGCCGGGCGCCGCGUGCCCCCCCACGUCCUGGUGGACUGGGCCGUGCAGGUGGCACGCGGCAUGAACUACCUGCACGACGAGGCCGUGGUGCCCAUCAUCCACCGCGACCUCAAGUCCAUCAACGUGCUGAUCCUGGAGCAGCUGUCGGACGAGGCGCUGGAGCGCUGCACGCUCAAGAUCACCGACUUCGGGCUGGCGCGCGAGUGGCACCAGACGACCAAGAUGAGCGCGGCCGGCACCUACGCCUGGAUGGCGCCCGAGGUCAUCCGCCUCUCGCUCUUCUCCAAGAGCAGCGACGUCUGGAGCUUCGGGGUGCUGCUGUGGGAGCUGCUGACGGGCGAGGUGCCGUACCGCGAGAUCGACGCGCUGGCCGUGGCCUACGGCGUGGCCAUGAACAAGCUGACGCUGCCCAUCCCGUCCACCUGCCCCGAGCCCUUCGCCCGCCUGCUGCAGGAGUGCUGGGACCCCGACCCGCACGCCCGGCCGCCCUUCGGGGCCAUCGUGGCGCGGCUGGAGGCCAUCGAGCGCUCGGCCAUGCUGGCCAUGCCCGUGGCCUCGUUCCACUCGCUGCAGGACGACUGGCGCCGGGAGAUCCAGAGCAUGUUCGACGACCUGCGCACCAAGGAGAAGGAGCUGCGGAGCCGGGAGGAGGAGCUGGUGCGGGCGGCGCGGGAGCAGAAGACGCAGGAGGAGGAGCUGCGGCGCCGGGCGCGGGAGCUGGCGGCGCGGGAGCUGGCGGUGGUGGAGCGGGAGCUGCACCUGCUCAUGCACCAGCUGCAUCUGGAGGCGCCGCGCAUCAAGCGCCGCAAGGGCCACUUCCGCCGCGGGCGCCUGCGCCUCCGGGACGGCGGCCGCAUCAGCCUGCCCUCCGGCUUCGAGCACAAGAUCACCGUGCAAGCCUCACCCGGGACGGACACGCGGGCACGGCUGGGGGCCGCCGGCGCCAGCCCCCCCGGCAGCCCCAGCAUCAUCCCCCGCCUGCGCGCCAUCCGCCUCACCCCCAUGGACGGGAGCCAGACGUGGGGCCGCAGCGCGGGGCUGAAGCCGGACGAGCUGAUGGGGAACAAGAAGAAGGGGCGCACGUGGGGGCCCAGCUCCACGCUGCACAAGGAGCGGCUGGGCGGGGAGGAGAGGCUGAAGGCGCUGGGCGAGGGCAGCAAGCAGUGGUCGUCCAGCGCCCCCAACCUGGGCAAGUCCCCGAAGCACGUGCCCAUCGUGAUCGGCUUCGCCAGCCUCACGGAAAUGGAGGAGUAUGUGGAGACGACUGGCAGCUCCCCGCGCUCCCCCGUGCCCGCCUCCCUGUUCCCGUCCCCCCCCGGGGACAUCGCCCCUCCAGCGCCCGGCGAGCUCCCGCGGCGCGGCCCGGGGCCCGCGUGGAAGCGCAGCGAGGCGGCGCUGCUGGGCUGCGCCUCCAUCCUGGCGGCCGUAGCGCUGGGCGCGGAGCUGCCGGCAACGGGCGAGGGGUGGCGGCGGAGCCGGGGGGCGCGGGGGCCACCGUCCAGCUCGGCCACACGGUUGUCGCUGUCCUCGCCCUCGUCCGACUGCAAUUCCACCAAGUCGCUGCUGCCCUCGGACAGCGACGAGCCGGGGCCGGACCCGGAGCCGGAGCCGGGGCCGGACCCGGAGCCGGUCGAGGAGCCACCCACGCCUGUGCCCGCUCCCGCCUGCCACAACCCCCUGGUUGACCUGCGGGCCGAGAGAUUCAAGAAGGAGCCGCGUCAGUCGCUCACGCCCACCCACGUCACGGUCAGCCGGGCCGUGAGCCGCGGGCACCGGCGCACCCCCUCCGACGGUGCCCUGCGACCGGACCCCGGCAUCCCCAAUGCCUUGGAGUCGCCACACCUACCCGACCCCCAGGCCCUGCUGCCCCCCCCGGCGUGGCGCCGGCCCCUGGAGGCGGCGGAGAGGCCGCGCACGCUGGAGUUCGCGCCCCGGCCUCGUCCCUCGCCUGCCCGGCCCCGCCUCGACCCCUGGAAGCUCGUCUCCGGCCAGAGCCGCGGCCCCGAGCCCCCGGGCGGCUCCAGCACCCGCCCGAGCCUGCUGGACAUGGACGUGGAGGGGCAAACUCGGGACAGCACCGUGCCGCUUUGCUGCAACCUGGAAGCCGACGCGUCCCGGUAGCCCUGGCGCCGGUGCCGUGAAUGUAUCUGCAGGGCCCGGCCCUGACCUGACCUGGGCCCCACCCCCCCAGGCUCUUGGGGGGGCACCAGGACUUCCCCCCACAGCUGCUGGGCUCUGGGGGCUCCAGGAUGGACCCAGCCCUCCGGCCCGGGGCCCUGAGAGAUCCCACCGCACGCACCAAUGCAGCCGGCUUGGGCCCUGCUGUGCCAGGACGGCUGGGGGGGAUAGUGGGGGGGUGUAUUUAUGGCGGGGGGACAACGAUUCCCCCUGCACCUUAUUUAAAUCUCUUGUGCUGUUUGUACAAAAAAAAAAAAAACAAAAAAAAAAAAUAUGAAUGAGAGCGAGGAAGAGCCGUGGCCUGGCUGCGCCGCAGGGCCCUGCCGUGCCUCCCCCACAAGCGGGCACUGGGGAGGGUCAGAUCCAGGGGUACAUGGAGGCCUGGGUGCUACCCCAACAU